AUGCUGCAGAGUUUGAUCGGGAAUCCGGAAUUUCCUGGAGGUCAUCAAAUUUCGAUCAUUCAUGUGCUCUGUGACUCCUCCAACGUAAUCACUAGUUUCACGCCCGCGUCAAUUGUCACGUUGUCUUCACAAUUCACACCGUCAUCCCAAUUCCCAGAUUCAGCGGUGUCUCCCCGUACCCACGGCGCAUCUGACGAGACCUACGAAGUUUACGACCCUCCAACGCUUACGACCUCUUCGCGGCAACGCCAGCAGCAGGCUGCUUACGACUCUGUCCCUGAUUCUUCCCGUUACGACCCACCGCGCCCGGCAAGUGCUCACGGAAGCACUCGUUCAUUGCGGCGAACCUCUCGUCUGUCUCACCACCGACCUGGCUCGGUAGAUGUUUCGGGACGCCCGGCUCGUAUAGAAGAAUCCAUUCCUGUAUUGGUGCAACCUGCUUCGGAGCAUACCGUUGGAAUCGCCGGUUUACGUCCGGCACUUUCGGAAGCGCAAACUGAAGAGGACGACGAGGACGACUAUUCAGUACUCGGGAACCCUAACCAGCUCCUCGGUCGCUCAUACUGGCCCCGUAGAUCCACCCGCGUCUCACCGACCACAGCGUCCGCAAUCCUUUGGGCGCUAGAAGAGGCCAUUCGGAAACCGGUUCCUUUCACGCCAGAUUGGGAGGAAGUGAAUGCUUCCAUGUCUGAGUUGGCAGGUAUCCCUGGUUCAACAGGGCUCGGAGGAAAUGGGCGGACUCAAAAUGGAGCUUCGCGGGCCGCACAGGGCCCUGUACCCGUGAAUCCUCACGCAUCCAGUGGGGUCAGGACCCCGACCGAUAUUAUGCGACAACGCCGAGAUCGGGAGGCCCGCAAAAGGGCAGAACAGGAGGCCAAGGAUAAAGAGCAGGAAGAAGCUCAGCAGGAAGCACGGGACAAGACGCAAGCCCCGCCUUAUCCUGCUGGCGUUGCCGGAGAUAGGACUUCGCAGCGGAGAGCAGCGGCUCCCCGAGCUGCCGCAGGUCCAGAAAUCAAACCAGACCCGCGCGGUUCAAUGCCGACCGGUCAACAGCCUCCUGGGCUCUCGUCGACUAUUCGACACCCUACGACACAAUCCCAGAUCCCAGGAUCGCAGCCCCAACAGGCCUCUGGGCCCCAGCCACAAGUGCCUCUCCAGGCUGCUCCAGGCUUGUCAAAACCACAAGCUCAGGAUCCCCAAGUGAGCCAGCCUGGUGCUUCCCAGCCGCAGCAGCAAGCACGUCGUGUUGCCUUUCCUCACGCAUUCGAACGCUGGGAAACCCUAUCUUCUCACUGGGAAGGACUUACCGGCUACUGGAUCCGAAAGCUUGAACAGAAUAAUGAAGCUAUGGAACGUGACCCGGUCAGCCAGCAGAUGGCCCGUCAGGUCACCGAUCUCUCUGCGGCUGGCGCGAACCUAUUCCAUGCCGUCGUCGAAUUGCAGCGAUUGCGAGCAUCAUCCGAGCGGAAAUUCCAGCGGUGGUUCUUCGACACGCGCUCGGAACAAGAACGGUCGAAGGAAGUCCAGGCUGACUUGGAGCGACAGCUGAGGACCGAGCGACAAGCUCGCGCCGAGGCGUUGACUUCAUCGCAAAAGGCCGAGAGCGACAAACUCCGGGCCGAGGACUUGCUCAAAGAAAUGCGCCGCGAGCUUCAAAUAUCGAAGGAGGAGGCGCGUCGGGCCUGGGAAGAGCUCGGUCGCCGCGAACAAGAAGAAAGAGAUCGAACCAAUUCGCUUCGAAGUGGGGAGCCUACGCUGGUCGGCGGUGUCCAAGUUGUGCCUAUGAUCCAGGGUCUGCCCAACCGUCAGACUUCCGUUAACCGCCCUCAAACUCGAGAAAGCCCCUACGCCGGUGGCGAGGGUAACGGAAAAGCUAGUUACUGCGACGAAACCCCUGGCUCGCCCACGGGGACCGAUCCUUUCACAGAAGGGCGCAGGGCUCACCAGGAGUCGGGAGUGCCCCAUUCCGGCCCUUCACGCCCUCCAGCUACUACGGCCGCAGAUGCGCCGGGGCAGUACGCCGGCCACUACUAUGACCAGGGAGGCGCCUACCAAGCCCGUCCCUCUUCCGAGAACGAUGAUCGCUCCUAUGUCGCUAGUAGUGAGCCUGGCGAAGAGGAGUACGGGGCUUAUCGGCGCAAUCCUCAGGGUCAGACGGUCGUUUACCCCCGGCCCAUGUCGGAGGAGAGCGACGAAUAUGAACAGGGAUCAAUGGACAGCGGCGAAGGCGGGUAUAUGACAAGUACCAUGCCUCCAACUUCAGGGGCGAUGUAUGCUCCUAGCUAUGGUCAGGGCGGCUCCGUGGAUUAUAGCGGCUCGGGCUGGGGCUCAGGGUGGGAUUCGGUGACUCCUCGCCAUCGUCACCCGACGCGUCUCAGUGAUGUCCUUGAAGAGGAAGAGCCUCGGACAACUCCCAGCCGCGCCAGUCGUGCUAGCCAAGCCAGCAGGAGUGUACAUUGAUCAGUUUAGCAUGGCAAUUUGGAUGUCGUACAUACAGCAUACGGAUUGUUGCGGGAAAAGUACAAUUUGUCUCUACACCAUCUCCUUUUGUGUUUCUUCUUUUAUCUCAUUAUUCCCCAUUGCGCUCUAGUCGCCAUGACGAUAGCAUUGCCUGGUAUUUGUUCUUGCU
This is a messenger RNA of Aspergillus steynii IBT 23096, 2629 nucleotides long. RefSeq lists its product as uncharacterized. Bases 1 to 2460 code for a protein of 819 amino acids. The transcript has 2 exons. The record is from RefSeq and is a predicted model, not a curated record. Lineage: Eukaryota; Fungi; Ascomycota; Eurotiomycetes; Eurotiales; Aspergillaceae.